UUACAAAAAAUUUGGAUUAUUUAAUUUUGUCAAUUCAUUGGAUUUGAAUUUAGUACGUCCACUGAAUGCACAAACUUCUAUUUUUUUCGGAAAAGCUGAUUAUUCGAUUAACCGGAUUACCAACUAAUGUUCUUUGUCUUUUUUUAAUCUUGUGUAUUAGAGAAAGAUAAAAAAUAAACAGCUGGUGAAUGGAUCAUCGAUACCAAAUACGCCUUUCGAUUUGUCAAGGUCAUGUUUAUUUACAUCAAUGAAGUCAGCUGCUCCCCAGACAAGAAUUCAAAGUUCUCUUUAAAAUAAUUGCUAAUUUAUUAAUUAUUUUCCAUAAAUUUUAAUUUCUCCAGAUUAUUAACUGAUUAUUUCGUUCAAUUGCGAAACAUUUCUAGUGCAGUGUCGCUUUAGAAAUUCUCAAAUAAACACAGGAAAAGAGUUGUGAUAGUGAUUGGAUUCUCAUAUAAUGAUUGUACAAGUCCCAAGAUUGGCUAAAAAAUGCUUGAAGGCUUAGUUGCAUGGGCCCUAAACAACUAUUUAGGCAAAUACGUUCAGCUAAAUACUGAUCAGCUUAGCAUUGCCUUACUAUCAGGCAAAGUAGAACUAGAAAAUGUACCACUAAAAACCGACGCCUUGAGUCAACUAGGCUUACCCAUCCAGAUCCGUUCAGGAUUCAUAGGAAAAGUAAAACUACAGGUGCCUGUUAGACAAAUCCGAUCUGCACCAUGGGUUAUUGCAUUUGAACAAUUGUAUGUGGUGGCCAGUCCCUUGCCAUUAGAACAAUGGGACCAAGAUAAAGAAAAAGCUGUGAGACAUGACCUAAAAAUAUCAGCUUUGGAUAAUUUAGAGGCCAAAUGGCGCAUGGAAAAAGACUUGAACGACACCAAUUACUAUGCGUCUAGCUAUUUUUCUUGGUACAGUUACAGCACUGGUUUUGUAUCUGAAAUACUCGAAAAUUUACAACUUAAAAUCAAAGAUGUCCAUAUUCGCUAUGAAGAUUCCUACAGCAUUCCAGGCAAAUCUGUGGCAUUUGGCAUUACAAUUGACUCUCUUACGGCCCAAAGUUGCGACAGCAACUGGACACCGGGGCUUAUGCAAUCAGCUCAAGGCACUCAUUCUUUUAAACUAUUGGAACUUGAUGCGUUCGCCAUGUAUUGCAUGCUUUUUGAACCUAGUCAGAGUUUUGUUAACUUGACUGUCAAAGAAUUAGCAGAAGCAAUGUCCACUUUGGAAUCGAAAAAGACAAUAAAAGAUUAUAUAGUACCUUCAGUAAGUGCACAGGCGCACUUGAAAAGAAACAGAAGCCUGCAACCGCUCAGGUCAAGCUCCACUCCUAGGAUUAUCUGUGAUUUAAUUUUAGAUGAAGUACCUUUUACUUUAGUUGAUUGGCAAUACAACCAAAUAGUUACCUGCAUAAAAGGCUUGGAAAAUAUAUCCAGAGUCAGAGCCUAUCGUAGAUAUAAGCCUUGCAAAUCGGUUAAAGAAGACCCUAAAGCUUGGUGGCGAUAUGCUAUAAGCAGCCUUUAUCCGGGAGGACAACCGAAUAUUUGCCAGACAAGGCCUACAUGGGAAUCUUGUUUGGUGAAUGCAAAGCAAAAUGUUAGUUACGUGCAAGUUUAUAAAAAGCUUCUGGUCACACCAACUACAGCCUUGACAGCUGAAGAAACCAAAAUCAAAUAUGAAGUAGAGUGGACAAGGGAGUACGAGGAACUCAAAUCUCUUAGAGAGGUUGCAAUGAGUACAGUCACAAUACCAGCCACAGUUGCCACCCAAAACCGUUCCAAUGGCAGAAGCAUGUUGGAAAGUUGGUUUCCACAAUGGAUGGGCUGGUACGCUUCAUCCACCGAAAGUGCUGCACCAAAUCCGGAAACUAAACAGCUAGAAGGAGAAAUAUUACAGGUUUUAGCUGACACAGCUGAAAACAACACAGUCCUAAAACGCGACGCUGUUUUUGGCCAAUUUACAUUUUGCCUUAAAAAUGGCACCCUCAGUUUGUGUACAAUGGAUCAAGAAGUUAACAAAACUGACCCAAUGAUAGAGCUACAAUUCAAAAAUCUAUCCCUUACCAUCACAAGUAAACCGCGCACAUCCUCCCAUCAAGUAGAACUUAGUUUAGAUGCUCUCUACUUAAAAGACAAAAUAACAAGAGACACUCUAUUUCCUAUACUGGUGGGUCCUCCUGGCCACGAUAGGACAUCAAUGGUUCGUCAAAAGCUAUCCGGAAACGCACCAAGUCCAAGAAAUUACAGUUUCAACAAACUAGAAGAAAUCGAACAACAACUAUUUUAUUUAGUCUACGAAAAGAAGCCUCCUCAUUCUGGCUGCGAUUACAGGCUAAACAUGAAAACCAAAUGUCUAGAUGUCGUGUAUCAACCUAAUGCUGUAAAGUGGCUUGUGAAUUUUGUGUGUUUUCCCCAUCAGAGGGACAUAACGCAAUCUAGGAUAGAGGCUAUGAAAUCGAAAACUAAAAAAGAGCUGCUCAAAAAUUGGGAACAAAUUUUAGAAGGCCGAGUGGCGACUCGUAACGUCUGGGAAUUAGAGCUUAACAUAUCGGCACCUCAGAUUAUUUUCGUUGAAGACUUUACCGAUCCAAAUUCGGCAGUGGCCGUUAUUGAUUUCGGUAGGUUGCAGCUGAAAAAUAACGUUUCAAGCACCGAGCCACCGCAGAAAUCUGAAUUUAUUGCCAAAGAAAGUGAAGAUGAUGAAACAUUUUUAACUCCAUGCUCCACCCCUCCAGUAAGUGAAAACAGUGGAGAUUCUGAAGAACAAACCUUAGAACAAAUAUCACUAAUUGAAGACUUCAAAUUAGAUGAAACGAAUUUGCAUAAUAAACUUUAUGAUUGCUACAGUUUAGAUUUAAGCGACUUACAAAUACUCAUAGGUAAAGCCAAAGAAAAUUGGAGGUUUGCUUUAAAUAAAGGUUCAUCAACCCUACACGUAGUAGACAGAUUCAACAUCUCCUUGCAAAUAGAAAGGCGGGUAAUUUACACAAGUGAUCCCCUAUUUCCGAGCCUCACCCUCAACGCCAACUUACCUAAAUUAGUGGUACAUUUAAACGAAAACAAAAUCUGCUCAGCAAGAAAUCUUAUUCAUUUAAUCAUGUCCACUGGACUACCAAGCCCUUUCAACACCCAAGAAUCUUUCGAAAUAGAUACAGUAGAUUAUGCUAGAGACAAUGAAGACAGCAUCAGCUUGGACACAAGCGUAGAAAUGUCCAGAUUAUUAAUGAUGCAAUUCACAAUAGACCAAAUGUCUUUGGAACUACAAAGUCGAGGCAGAUCAGUGGCCGAACUCCAAGUAGCCAGCGUCAAAGUGGCUUUUGCAAAACGCGCCGAAGAUACCAGCAUAACUUUAACUGUUCACAGUUUAUUGUUAGUGGACGCCCUACAAACCUUUGGUCCAGAUUUUGAGCUUUUAGUAGCCAGUCACAAGCAUGUGGGCAUGGAUUCAAUGUCUGGUAGUAUUCGAGAUAGUGAGCCAACUUCGCCUACUUCGCCAGGAAGUCCCGACCCAAACGCAGUGCGACAAGGAGCUACUUCUCCUGUAUCGCUUAGUCAAGCUUUGAGUACUUUGUCUUCUGAUCCUCCUAAAUGGCCUGGAAGUUUAAGGAAUGGGGUUUUUAUGGAUAGUGAGGCACUUAUUACUAUUGAAGUAUGUUUGGUGGCUGGUGUUGAGCCUAUGCAUAUUGCCAAUGUUCAAUUUAAUAAUUUGGAUAUAAUAGCCAAUCAAGAAACUAUAGUAGAACUAGUAGGCUUUGUAAGAAGGGUAUUUCCAAAAUCUCAAAGGGCUUCAGGAAUGAAUUUGCCUUCUGUGAUUCCGGCAAGUGUUAGAGAAUCAACUGAAUCUUUAUUGGAAGAUAAUACAAGAUCUAUAACUGGAACUACAGAACUUACGUUUGAUUUCCACCGUCUAAACGUCUUGCUUCUAAGAGGUGUAGUAAGAGAUGGUGUUUUGCAUGGUAGAAAAAUUUGCACUGCUACAAUGAGUGAAGCUAAAAUACAAGCAACUGUGGCUGAGAAAUUGGAAGUGGAAGGUUCACUAGGUGGGCUUCAGGUUCUAGAUCUAACACCAGAAGGCCAAAUGCACCAAAGAAUAAUAAGCGUGGGCCGAGAUCCGCUUAUAGAAAUGCCCCAUCCUCUCUACAUGAUGCAAGGGCCUCAAGAAGACGACAGGAAAGCUUUUAGUUUCAAAGUAAUCAGAAAUCUAAGAAAAUCCAAAGACAUUGCUGAAGUAACCAUUAGAAUGGCUUCGUUAUGGUACACUCAUUCGCCCAUGUUUGUUGUUGAACUACAAAGCUGUGCCACAGAGUUUAAGCAAUAUUUAACCAAUUUGGCUCGGUCUAUUCGUAAUGCAGCUACCGAUAUGGCUUUGGGGCUGGUUCACGCACGCGCCGAAGCCUUAGCUCAGUCUCUCAGUAUGAAUAAACGUUUGCCAAGUUCAAUUUAUGGCAGCACCCUGUCUUUUUCGGAAAGCGUUUCACCUGGAAAACGCAGAAGGAGAAGCAGUAGCAAUGAGGCUAGUGGAUAUGCUUCAGCAAAAGAUACUAUGCCACAGACUCCUUACAGUCCUGGGGAGGAAGAGUCUUUUACGAUUGAUGUCAACUUGGAUAUUGAACUAGACAGUCCUGUUUUGGUAUUACCGAGGUCCAAUUCCAGCCCCGAAGUGUUUGUAGCCCAUUUGGGUAAAAUAAACAUAUCGAAUAAUACAUUAAAUUGUCCUGUUAACAAUGGAUAUGCUUAUGAUGAUUGUAGAAAGGAGUAUUACGAAAUUGAGGUUAAAGAUAUGAAUAUAUUUUCUCUAAAUACAAAAUCCAGAAGAGUGCCUGGGCCAAUUAUAAGCAGGCCAGAAGUGUUGUACAGUUGCAAAAGUCAAGCCAAGCCAAUUUUACACGACACAAAGUUACAAGUGAAAUUAACUAGAGAGAUUCACAUGGGGGCUGAUAGUGAAUCAAUCCUGUUGGAAUAUGAAAAUGAGGAAUCACAACUUGAAAAACCUUCUGAACGUAUGGAAAUCUCUGGCAGCAUUGUUACAGCUUUAAAAGUGUCUCUUACAAGAUCCCAAUACAUGCAAGUUUUAGAUACUCUACAAUUUGUUACGUCUUCGCCUACUUUAAGCGAGUUUCACAAUAUUUUAGAGCUAAAUUUGCGACAACAGCCUGUUUUAAGUAAUAUUUGUGAAGAAGAUACAGGUGUUACAACAUUAAAUAUGGAUCCUCACGUACGAGCUAAAUUAUUUUCACGUACCCCUACCCAUAAUAACAUUAAUGGCCCUUCAGAUCGCUUAAAAAUGUCAAUAAAACUAAACUUCGAAGUUCCUGUUUUCACUGUAGAGCUUCGCGGCGAUGGCCCAAAUGGCGAACAAGGCUUAGUCGAUCUGAGUUUCCGAGAUUUCGUUUUCGACUAUGAAAAAUACCAAAUAUUUGAAACAAACAUACAAGUCUCAUUGAGAUCCAUAUUCAUGGAGGAUUUACUUCAGCCUGAAGGUUCCAGGCAACGUGCCAUGGUAAUAUCUUCUAGCAAUCUGGAGCCUCCUCCAAAUACCAGCUGCAUGUCGCGAUCUUGUCCGGAUAUGACUUACAACUAUCAUAUGAGGUCUGUUUCACAUGGAUCUUUGCCAGAUCAUUUGGAAGCUGCUAAUGUUUUUGGGGUUGGGAAUUUUGGACAACAUAAAACAAAUGGCUAUAUUGCAGCUAACUAUUGCCCCACUACUCCACCGCCUAGUCCUAGUCACGCACAACCUCGUCCACAAAGAAAUUUGGUGCUAAUAUCCAGCCUUUUGGUGGACCCUGCUGCACCCAAUUUUGACACUAAAUAUCACUCUACACAAAGAUCUACUUCGGUAGACUUUAACUGUUUGGAUUUGGUUAUAAGUGUGCCUUCUUGGGUAGUAGUGAUUGAUUUUUUUAGUGACAACACUAGUGCCAAUAAGUACGGUUCAAAUGUGAAUUUGACUAGUGGCAGUGAGGGGAGUAAAGUUGCUAGAGGGCAAAAAAAUGCCAAGGUGGUUACAAAUAUAACAGUUUGUUCACUAACAGUUGUCCUAGUAAAACCUGACAGAGAUAUAGCAAAAGCCAACAUAUCAAAUGUAGAAAUUACAGUGAAAACCAAAGGGUUACAUAAACGGGUUAAAGGCAAAUUAGGUUCAAUGUCUUUAUUAGACUUGACGCUUCACGGGCAACUUUACAAAGAAAGAUUUUUGACAUCUGGUAAAGAAGCUCUACAAUUCAAAUACGAAAGACAACCUCCUAAUGGUAAUCAAGAAUUCGACGCCCAAUUAAUCCUAGAUAUGGCUUCCGUAAUGUAUGUACACACCAAAAGGUUUGUAGCAGAAAUUCAAGCAUUUUUUACCAAGUUUACUGAAAAGCAAGAGACUGUUUUGAAAGGUAUUCAAGCUGCUACAAGUGGAAAAACUACAUCUCGUAACCCUCUACGGCUAUCCCUUAUUCUUAAAGCUGGUUCACCUAUUAUCCUAUUGCCUGUCAGCUCGAAAUCUACUAAUCUAGCCAUAAUAGAUUUGGGCAAGCUUCUAGUAACAAACACCUUUAAAUUUUCUGGAGAUGAAGGCACUAUAAGCACCCAAACAGAGCAAAAUAAAAAAUGCUUAUUAGAAGUAAUGCAUAUUGAAUUGGAAAACAUGGAUCUGUAUACUGGAAUUAAAGAAAGCGAAUUGAGUCCCACUAAAAAUAAUAACAGCUUCAAGUUUGGCUCGUCAUUUAUAAUGCGCAAAGGGCCAUCAUUACUAACAAAGAAAUUCCAGUUGAAGCUGCAAUAUGAAAGAAACUUACACAAAGACCUUUGCCAUAUAGUGCCAGACUCUAGCAUCUAUGGACAUUUAUCCACGCUGGAUUGUGUUUUGGAUUUGCAACAAUAUAAACUUAUAAGAGGAUUAUUGGCUUAUAAUUUGGGAGAGGACACUGAAAGGAUACAUCCUUCUGUGCCAGGACAAAAUGUUAUGUUGCACGAAGAACUACAAGAAGAAUGGAUUAUUUCCUCAUUGAAACUAGACAUGCAAAAUGUUUCUGUGAGAUUAGUCAAGUCCCAUAAGCAUCAUUCACCUUUGACUUGUAUCAAUUUCAUUAAAUCCCAUUUGACAAUGGAAACUUUCAGUAAUCUUAGCCAGGAUAUUGAUUUGGUGUCUCAGGAAAUAUUAAUAGUUGAUACAAGAUUUCACGGAAGCGAACCUGAAUCUCGCUGCAACGUGUUUACAACUAUUUUGCAGCCAAUCAAAGAAGCCAGCAAUAAAGAUUUAGUGCAAGCAGAAGUGCACUCAAGACGUCGUCAGGAUCAUACUAAAGUUACUAUUUUGUUGAAUAAUAUGAGAUUGAUGGCAAUAUUUGAUUGGUGGGAAGCGGUCAGGGAGUAUAUUUUUCAAGAAAUUGACAAUGUGCAGGCCAGCCCUGAGCGUCAAGCAGGCAGAAUGCCUUCUAACCCACCAAAAGCACAAUCUUUCGAGUUAAAAUUAAAUGUUACCGAUUCUGAAUUGGUUCUAGUUGAGAAUUCGGCUCAGUGGGAUUCGAACGCAGUAAUUCUCAAGAGUACAACAGUAAUAAAAUAUAGACCCAACCAAAAAAAACCCUUAUCUUGCAGCCUCAACAACUGCGAAAUGUUCUCUUGCGUUUUGGGCAAAGAAAACGAAACCGCUCUUUCCAUUAUAGACCCCAUUACCCUCAACGUAGACUUAGUUAAAGAUGGUUUAUUAGAAGUACAACUGCAAUUCCUCACUGUUCGUUUAUCGUAUCACGACAUGUGCAUGUUCAAGCAAAUGCUGGAUUCGUUGCCUAAACAAAUGCCUUCGAGCAAAGACAAGCAAAUAAAUGCGAAACACAAAAACCAAAUUCAAACUUUGACUUCGCUAGGCUUUAAGCAUCUGGAUUGUGUUCAAGCUUUGGAAUUGAGCGAUAAUAGAUUGGACGAUGCUGCAAUUUGGCUGACGCAAAACGCUAAAGAUUUUGUGGAUGUUUCUGAAGAAAAUUCACUUAACAUUCAUGCAGUUGAAGUAAAAGCUAAUUGCAUAUCGAUUUGUAUUAUUGAUGAUUGCGGAGACUCUGAUGUUCCUUUGUUAGAAUUAUCGUUGUCGGAUUUGGAACUGAGACAAGUUAUCCCGAAAUGGGAUGUUAAUAAUCCAGCACCUUUAACAGCCACUUUGCAUUGUAGUUUGGCUGGGAAUUAUUACAAUAGGGUUUUAUCUGGCUGGGAGCCUAUUAUUGAACCUUGGGUGUGUAAAAUCUCUUGGGAACAAGCUCAAAAUUUAAUUAAAAAUCGCUUAAUAAUUCGUGUUUUGUCUGAGCAUACUUUCAAUAUAAAUAUUACCUCGACACUAAUGAGCCUUUAUAAGCAAGUAAAAGAAAACUGGACGUCUGAUUUAAUGAAAACGUCUCAAGGAAAACUACGAUCUCCUUUUGUGCCGUUUGCCUUAAAAAACGACACAGGAAGCCCUUUAAAAUUCACCACUCACAUUAGUGAGUUAAAUGUGCCCAAUAGGCCGGUAGUUCAACAUAAUGAAGACAAUUGGAUUUUGGCAGAGCCUGGAGAGACUGUGCCCUUUUCUUUUACUACAAGAGACAAAUUGAGGCAUCAAAAUUCUCACAAACUACGCAUGCAUCAGUUAGGAGUUAAAGUUGAAGGUUGGCAAUGUAUUGAGCCAGUGACUGUCGAUAAAGUUGGGACCUAUUUUAGAGAUACCCUUGCUGAAGCUCAAAAUAAAUAUUCUGACGUUCCAUCAGCCAGGAUAGUAUUUGAUAUAGCCCUAGAAGGUUGUGCAAGAAAAUUAGUCACCAUAAGAUCAGCUUUGACAAUAAUCAACAAUUUAUCUCAGUUGGUUGAAGUGAAGCUGGAAAGCAGGUUGCCACAUGAUAGUGUGACCUUAUGGAUACCAAGUAAAUCAUUCGUAAUUGACCCAAAAGCAACUCUAGCAGUACCACUGGCCCACACGCAUUCCCAACUGCAAAUCCGCCCUACAGGAUUAUUGCAUCAAUACACCUACUCUUCCACUGCGGUGGCUUGGGAUCAAAUGCUCAACAACGCCGAUAGGAUGUUCGUUUCGGGCACGUGUCACACGCACAAGGGACACAACUUUAGGUUCUGCGCAGAAAUCGUCAAGGAAAAAGUGCUCAUAGAGCGCAGCACGCGCAUAGAACAACCUGCACAUCGGAUUAUUUUGUAUCCUACAGUUAAGUUGGUUAACUUAUUGCCGGUGGACAUGCAGUUUUUUAUGGCAGGAGAAAAGGGAAUCGUGAAAGCCGGACAAAACGCUUCAUUGACCAACGUGGAUACAGAUGAGACAGUGGAGCUGGAAAUCAGGAUUGAAAACUUCAGUACAUGCUCUAACAUACUCAUACCAUUUGGUACUUCAGAAUUUUCAGGCAGGAUACGAUUAGAGGACAGUAAUAAGCGAAAACUAUAUCUGAUUGCUGAAAUAUUUGUCAAUAGAGGUGCAAAAUUGAAAAUCAACAUUUAUGCCCCCUAUUGGAUAAUGAACAAAACAGGCUUACCAUUAGUCUUCAAACAAUCUGGAACCUCUACGGAAUCAGCUGGACAAUUUGAUGAACACGAACAAGCUAGAAUGAUAUCACCAUUGCUUUUUAGCUUUUCUGAUCAGGACGCUAACAGUACAAUUAACGCUAGAGUGGGCAGACGAGUUGUUUGGGAUGGAACGGCACAAUGGUGCUCAAAUUUCCAUGCACGUAAAGGCACCCAAUACAGAAAAUUGCACGUGACAAUGCGCGACAGUAAAACUGAUCGAGUUUUUAUUAUUGGCAUUGAAGUGCGACAAGGCAGAGGCAAAUAUAGAGGCACCCACAUUAUUUCUAUAUCUCCAAGGUAUCAGUUACACAAUAGGAGUUCUUAUAAGUUGGUGUUUGCUCAAUCAUAUCUUGUAAAAGAAGCGAAUGAUAAUCGUAUAAGUCAAAAAACUUUCCUAAGGGCUUUGCCUAACUCUUACAUGCCCUUUCACUGGUGCAGUUUAGACAAAGACCAACUUUUAUGUGUUUCAAUUGAAGAUAUCCCAGACUGCUGUUGGUCGGGGGGUUUUAAAAUCGACACCAAUAGUUCAAUGCACAUUAGCAUCAGAGAUCCUAAUUCUCGAGUGUAUUUCUUACGUCUAGAAGUUGUACUACAAAGUGCCACAUUUUACGUAAUAUUCACUGAUGCAGACACGAUGCCGCCGCCAAUAAGAAUAGACAAUUUUUCAGAGGUUGCAAUUAAAUUUGGGCAAAGUAGUUUUAUCGAUGUGAUGCAUAGUACUGCUAGGGCGCACUCGAGUGUUCCUUAUGCUUGGGACGAGCCCACAAAAUCUCAAUACAUCAAACUGAUAGCGCCAGGAGGCAUGUCAAGAACUUGUGAUAUGAAUAAUUUAGGUACUGCAACUGAGUUGACUUAUGAGAAUUUUAUUUAUAUUGCUUUUGUGGGCACGUUUAAAAAUGCUCAUAAAAUAAAAGACCCUCAUGAUGUAGAAUCUCAAGAGUUGGUUUUGGAUGUAGGCAAAAAAAACAAAGUAUUUCUUGCCAGUAAAAUUCACGGGCAACGAUCACAAUUGUGGAGAAUGACUUCUAAAGGAUAUUUGCAGCACGAAGGAAGCAGCCCUCCAAAUCAUCCAGAUGCCCCAAGAUCGCAAAGUGACAUUUUGGUUUUAGAUAUUGCUGAUACCGCUCCUCAGCCCAAUUAUUAUUCAAGCCAUUUUAGUGAUAAAUAUGGUAGUAGUGCAGGACAUCAAAAAAUGACUUAUUCUGUUGGUAGACUCACUUUAAGACGCGUCGAUCCCAGGAGACUUUCCACACAACGCUGGAGAUUUACUGAAAAUGGCCGUUUGUGCUGUGAUCAUUACAAUAUGUGCGUGCAAUCUGAAGAUGGGAUUUAUGGCCUUAGAGAAGGUAGUGCAGCAGUUCUUGGACUACCACUGCCUAUAUGCCAUAAGUUAACGGACAAAGGAGUGCCUUUGGAACAAGCAGUCGAAUUUCAACGCCUACGGCCUGGCUCAGGCACAUUGUCUGUAAAAAUCAGCAUGGACGGGCCAACGCAAGUGAUUACAAUCAAGGAUGUUCAAGAAACGCGCACCUACGCUUUGCCUGACGACCGAGAAUGGGGUACCAUAAGUCAAAGACCAAAAUUAUCACUUCCAGAUGAGACAAUUAAUACUGGCAAGAAUGAGUUACAGUUUAAUUUGGAUCUUAAAGGUAUUGGAAUCAGUGUGGUUUGCAGAAAAGCACCAGAAGAACUGUUGUACGCACAUUUUUCAAAUAUAAUUUCUGAAACUGUAAUUACAUCAGAUUGCAAACAAUUCUGUGUCAGUGUUAGGGACAUUCAAAUUGACAAUCAGUUAUUAGACGCAACAGUGCCAGUAGUUUUGUAUGUAACCCCUCCAAGAACUAGCGACGAAGCUACAGACUUUUUGCCUGCAAUCGAUUUGAAAUCCGAAAUUCAACCACAACUGAACGAAAACGCUGUCAUUUUCAAGCACCUGAUUCUAAGGCUGAAAAAGAUAACUGCAAUUAUUGAAGAAAAAUUAUUGCUCAAAGUACUCGCCUUUAUUGGCUUUCAUUCUAACGAGGAAGAGGUCAUUAAUAGAGAUGAAAGUGAUUACGAAACGCAACGACUGUUGACUGAAGUAUCAGCUGCAAGUUCAAAGAGGUACUACUUUGGAGUAUUGAAACUCAUACCGGACGAAAUAAGACUGAGCGUGCGCACUGCUGGAAAAUUAUCCAAGCAAUUGCAAAGGAUUAAGAAAAAACUGGGACUCACUUUGAUAAAAUUUGAAGAUGCUGCCAUACUCCUACAACCAUUUGACAGAAAACAUCCAUUUGAAACUAGCCAGUUUUUGUUUAAGAGUAUUAUAAAGCAUUUUAAAGACGAACUGAUGUGGCAAGCUGGUAUAAUAUUUGGCUCAAUCGAUUUCAUUGGUAACCCUUUAGGCUUGAUGAACGAUGUUUCGGAAGGCUUAUCUGGAUUUAUUUUCGAAGGCAACGUCAAAGCCUUAGUGAAAAACGUCACCCACGGAUUAUCAAACUCAGCAGCCAAAGUUACCGAGUCGCUGAGCGAUGGCUUAGGAAAAAUGGCUAUGGAUGAUUAUCAUGAGGAGAUGAGAUUGAAAAUAAUCAGACAAGUUGAAACUGGUAGAUCUUCUGACCACAUUCUAGCAGGUUUUAAAGGUUUGGCUUUUGGUUUUUUGGGAGGCGCCACAGGGAUUUUUAAGCAGGUUUACGAGGGAGCAUCGAAUGAAGGAUUUCCAGGCGUUUUGUCUGGUUUUGGUAAAGGUGUUGUGGGUGCCUUUACCAAACCUGUUGUGGGUGUUUUGGAUUUUGCUUCGGAAACUGCCAGAGCUGUCCGAGAUUCGAGCAGAAGUAAGUUUACGCCGGAAAGGAAACGUUUGUCCAGGUGCGUGAGAGGUCCUGGAAGCUUACUACCGAGAUAUGAUGCCAAGCAAAGUCAAGGACAGCAAUAUUUGUAUAUAGUUAACGAUAAAAAUUAUGAGGAAAAAUUGUUAGCCUGUCAAAUUUUGGGCAACGAAUCAGAGCAUCUUUUGUGUAUAGUUUCUGAUCGUAUGAUUAGGAUUGUCACAACUUCGAAGUUAUCUGAAUUGACAUCUGUUAUUGAGUGUUCUCUUAGUGACUUAGAAACGUGUAACGUCAUCAAAGAAAAAGAAGCGGGCGAUUCGCGAUACUACAUCGAAAUCGUGAUGCAUUACUCUAGCGGUAACGCCAUUUUGGGCAACGCCGACCCGAUCAAACGACCACGGGUCAGAUGCAGGAGCGCCGAAUUGGCUCUGACCACCGCCCAGCAAAUCAACUACGCCAAAACCCUUUACGUGGAACAAUUGUACACGUUGACGAUCGACGAAAACGUUUCGAUAUUGGAAGACUGAAUUUGUACGUAGGAAAAGGUAAUAAUAUAUAAGGUGUAAAUCUGUAUAGAGAAAAUAUACGAUGUUUUGCAAAAAGAGGGGCCGCGUUAUGUCUUGACAUAUUCAUUGUGAUAGUAUUUUCUUGGAGGGAAAAUGUAGGUAUUAUUUUUAUAAAGCAAUAGGUACUUUUAAUAGUAAAUAUACAAGGCUUGUUUUUGUUUUCUUGUUAUGUAAAAAAUAAAUGUUUUAUUUAUUUAUUUAUUUUUUAUGUGUCUCUAUUGGCCAACAUUUUUAUUUAUUUUGGACCAAUAAUUGUUUUUAAACAAAGUACUCCAUUAAUAGGGAUCGUUAUUGCACUUCUUUGUUACCAAGUCCCAAUCUUUUUUUUCUCAAACUUUAUAUAGUUAAGAUGCAUUUUGUUCUGUUUAAAUUGUUUUUAGUUAACGUCAUUUUGAAAUUAAAAAAAAAGUACUCAAAAAAAUAUUUUAAUUCCCCCAUACAUAACAAAAAUAUUAAAUUUUCAGCCGGUUUUAAUAGUUACUUGGCCCACCAUUGGUGAGGCUCCCUCUCCACAUGCCACACAAUUACAUUUUGACGGCACAGCUACUUUUUUAGUCCAUUUAUAGCCGUCUUCGCAUUCCAGCUCUACAUCUAGCGGUUGGUAUUUGAUUGCCUGACAACAAGAGCAUAC
Messenger RNA from Ceutorhynchus assimilis (cabbage seed weevil), 13513 nucleotides. The record is from the annotation of a GenBank genome assembly. Lineage: Eukaryota; Metazoa; Arthropoda; Insecta; Coleoptera; Curculionidae.